AUGCUGGAAAUAAGCCGGAUUUAUCUCUCAACUGGGGUAUUAUUAGCUGUUUUAACAUUAAUUUUUCAUAUGAUCGCGGUGGGAUAUCCACGAUGGAAAAUUUAUGAACAUCGUCGAAAUCCAAGUGAAACUCUGUUUGUCGGUUUAUUUCAUCGUUGUGAAAAUCAACUGCUUACGGUCGUGUCUGAUACAAAUAAAAUCUAUUCGAUAUGCGAUGAGAACAAAUAUUUACCAUCGAAGAAAAACAUGUCAACAAUAAUUAAUAAACUGAAACCUAACGAAGUUCAACGUUUAUGUAACAUCGCUGGAAAUCCCUAUCGAUGCGAUUACUCGUCGGUCAAUAAAGGUCUUAUCUCGAGUACAAUCAUCACAGCGUGUUCGAUUAGUUUCGCAAUUAUUUUAAUCUAUUCACAUUUACUUCUUAAUCAGUUUAAAUACAAGACGCAUUUGGUGAUUGCGAUGACUACGAUUCUUUUCUUAUUUCUUGCAUUUAUUUUUCUUCUAAUAACAUUGAUUUUACUCGGUUCAACAAUGUCUUAUGAUUUGUUUGAAUAUCGUUAUAAUCUAAACUAUCGUUUAGCUGAACGAAAACAACGAAAUCUCACCAAUGGAUUGGAACAAACCAUUCGACAAACAGUAGCGAGUGAUUACGAUAUCCGUUUAGACUGGUCAGCAGGUUUAGAAAUCAUUUCAUUGGUUCUAUCAAGUUUUACCUUAGUUACUCAAAUACUUUAUGUCUUUUCGACAUACCGAAAUCGAAUCGGCUGA
Molecule: messenger RNA, 768 nt
Organism: Adineta ricciae
Lineage: Eukaryota; Metazoa; Rotifera; Eurotatoria; Adinetida; Adinetidae
Source: the annotation of a GenBank genome assembly